AUGAUAGGAUCGAAGACGAGAGGUGCGCCCCUGAAAUUCCUGUCGAUUCCGCGGUUAGAGUUACAGGCUGCUGUAAUUGGAGCCCGGCUGGCCGGUGGCAUUGCUAGCUCGCACCGAAUUAAAAUCUCGCAACCGAUAUUCUGGACAGACUCCCGGGAUGUGGUAUGCUGCAUACGCUCCGACCACCGUCGCUUUAGUCAGUUCAUGGCAUUUAGGGUGAGUGAGCUGCUGGAAACUACCAGAAACGACUGGCGAUGGGUACCCACCAGAUUAAAUGUAGCUGACGACGGAACGAAGUGGCAGAGGUUGCCGGACUUACGACCCACAAGUCGCUGCUUCUGCGGGCCAGACUUUCUACGAAAACCAGAAAACGAAUGGCCAGGAGAAGGUUGUGACCCAGGGACGACUGUAGAAGAGAUGCGUUCAAGCGUUCUUCAUCACACGGUGGCAAAACCGUCAAUAGAUUUCGUAUGUUUCUGCAAAUGGAAGCGCUUACUAAGGGCGCUUGCAUACGUUGUUCGAUUUGCCGCGAACCUUCUUAAUCGAAGUAACCGAAUACCUACUAAACUAGGACCGCUCGAGAAGGACGAGCUUAAUCGUGCAGAGCAAAUCAUCUACCGAGAAGUCCAGCGACAAGUAUACCCUGGCGAAGUUCGGCUUCUAAGCAACGUACCUUCGGACAAACCAUCCUGGCAGUACAAUGUUCCAAAGACCAGUCCGCUACACGAGUUUAGCCCGGCCGCCGACGAGCACGGCGUUCUUCGAAUACGGGGAAGAAUCGAUACAUGUGAAUUGGUGGACGAGAGUGUUAAGGACCCCAUCCUGCUCCCGAAGCAACACUUUGUGACCGAUUUGAUAAUCGCCAGCUACCACGAAACGUACCGUCACCGAAACCAUCAGACAUUAUUGAACGAAUUUGGGCUCAAGUACUGUGUUCCUCGGUUGCGAUCAGAGUACAAUCGUGUACGCAGAAAUUGCCAGUACUACAAGAUACAUCGAGCGGACCCGGAGCCUCCUGCCAUGGGAAACCUGCCUCCUGCACACCUGGCGGCUUAUCAGAGACCGUUUUUAUAUUUCGGCCCCAUGUUGGUAUUAAUCGGCAAACGAGUUGAAAAACGAUGGGGUCUUACUCACCUGCCUGACGACUAG
This is a messenger RNA of Sabethes cyaneus, 1149 nucleotides long. RefSeq lists its product as uncharacterized. The record is from RefSeq and is a predicted model, not a curated record. The transcript has a single exon. Lineage: Eukaryota; Metazoa; Arthropoda; Insecta; Diptera; Culicidae. The coding region runs from base 1 to 1149 and encodes 382 amino acids.